AUGAACGCCGUCGAUGCGACAGAGCACUACGAAGCCAGGGCUGAUGACCCCAGUCCAUCCCUGUUAACCAUCAUCCUCGACACGAACCCGCACGCCUGGGCUACCCUCGAGGACUCCCUCCCCUUGGCCACCGCCGUCGCCAACCUGCUCGUCUUCAUCGAUGCCCAUCUAGCCUGUAACUACGCCAACGAGGUGGCUGUCGUAGCCUCUCAUACCCACAAGGCUGCGUGGUUGUAUCCUUCGCACGAACAACAACAACAACAAGAACAACAACAACAACAACCCCACCAGAAUGCCCCCAAACAUAUCCGGACAGACGGUGAUGGAGAUGUCGCCAUGAAGGGAGAAACACAGGGGAAAGCUCAGCCCGUCAACAAGUACCGUCCGUUCCGUCUUGUCGAGGAACAGGUCACUCGGAACCUGCGCCACUUGCUCGAGUCCACCGAUCUGGCAGAUGUAAAGGCCUCCUCCUCGACCAUGAUGGCCGGUGCCUUGACUCUCGCCCUGAGCCAUAUUAAUCGGCGAGGUAUCGCUUGGGCGGACGCCCAUGGUGGCGAUUUGGAUACCGCUCAGGAGGGUGCAAGCAGUACUCGACUUAAAGAUUCUGCCACUUCUACUUCUACUUCUUCUACUGGUGAAGGCCUACAGUCACGCAUCCUGGUCCUCUCGGUCAGCAGCUCGACCGACUCCGCCCAUCAGUACAUCCCCAUCAUGAACGCCAUCUUUGCCUGCCAGCGCCUCCACAUCCCCAUCGACAUCUGUAAGCUGCGAGGCGAUGCCGUUUUUCUGCAGCAGGCCGCAGAUGCCACCCGCGGCAUCUACAUGGCCCUCGCCCAUCCAAGCGGCCUCCUCCAGUACCUCCUCAUGGCUUUCCUCCCGGACCAGCGCUCCCGCCGCCAUCUCGUCCUCCCCACCCGCGUCGACGUCGACUUUCGCGCCGCCUGCUUCUGCCACCGCCGCGUCGUCGACAUCGGCUUCGUCUGCUCCAUCUGCCUCAGCAUCUUCUGCGAACCCCCGGAAAACGGUGACUGUCUCACCUGCGGCACCCGCCUCGACCUCGCAGACUACGGCACCAAGCCCGCCGUCCUCGCUCGCAAAAAGAAGAAGAAGAAGCUUCGUCCAAACGGUGCCGCCGCCGCAGACACCCCAACACCGGUCGGUACGCCUGGGCCCUGA
This is a messenger RNA of Penicilliopsis zonata CBS 506.65, 1176 nucleotides long. RefSeq lists its product as hypothetical. Gene Ontology annotation, cellular component: transcription factor TFIIH holo complex; transcription factor TFIIH core complex. The coding region runs from base 1 to 1176 and encodes 391 amino acids. The record is from RefSeq and is a predicted model, not a curated record. NCBI's taxonomy places the organism in Eukaryota, Fungi, Ascomycota, Eurotiomycetes, Eurotiales, Aspergillaceae. Gene Ontology annotation, biological process: nucleotide-excision repair; regulation of DNA-templated transcription. The transcript has 2 exons.